AUGAACUAUGCUCCUGUGUGCGACAUUAACUCAGAACCCCUAAACCCAGUGAUCGGAGUCCGCAGUUUUGGAGACCAUCCUGGAUUGGUGGGAAGAUUGGCAUGCGCCACUGCCCAAGGACUCCGAGAACAAAAGGUGGUACCCAGCGUCAAGCAUUUCCCAGGGCACGGAGACACUGCUGUGGACUCCCAUUAUGGCCUUCCUGUCAUCUCUAAGACGAGAGAACAGCUAGAUAAAUGUGAAUUGAGACCAUUUCGCAGAGCUAUAGCUGAAGGUAUUGAGGCAGUGAUGACUGCCCACAUUUCGCUACCUUCUGUUGACGAUAGUCAUCUCCCUGCUACACUUUCUGCUAAAGCCUUGAAUAUACUACGGAAGGAUAUGAACUACGAUGGCAUGGUGAUCACAGACUGUCUAGAGAUGGAUGGUAUCCGUGCCUCAUACGGUACUGAGCAGGGGGCAGUCCUCGCUUUAGGAGCUGGCUGUGACAGCAUUAUGGUCUGUCACACUUAUGAUGUCCAGGUAGGAUCUAUCGACAAGAUCUGCGAGGCUGUAGAAUCCGGAAAGGUGCCAACUUCGCGUCUGGAGGAAGCUUGUCGCAGAGUGACUGCACUAAAAGCCCGUUUUCUGAGUUGGGACGCAGCGCUCAAGUCACAGGGCCUUAAUGGGCUUACGUCUCUUAAGCAAAAGGGCGCAAAGUUAGCGAAAGAAGCCUAUUCUAGCUCGGUCACUCUUGUGCGCGAUACACAGAGUAUCCUUCCCCUCUCUCCUUCGUCGAAGAUUGCAUUUCUCUUUCCGGGUGACAAGACACCGGCUGGCGGUGCAGUGGAUGGGGAAGGUUUGGGCAGAAAGGGAUCGUAUAAUGCCUCCAUUUAUCUCGAUAUUCUUAAACAAUGGAAUAACCAAGCCUUCGAGAUUCAAUACGGGCCAAUGGGUCUAUCGACUGAGCAGCUUAGUCUUGUCGACGCUGCAGAUGUGGUCAUAUUCGCGUCUAUCAAUGCACGGGAAUCGGCAUAUCAAAGAACGUUGGGUCUCGAACUGCCGCGCCACAAUCGUCCAAUGGUUGCUAUGGCACUCUGUAAUCCUUAUGACUUUCUGGAGGAUUCAUUUAUUCAGACCUACGUCGCUACCUACGAGCCAACGAUAGAGGCUUUUACAGUAGCUGUGGAGCUUCUCUUUAGGCCGCAUCUCGCAAAGGGGUCUCUACCUGUUGGGCCAGAAAAGCCUGCACCACGUUGGCUUGAAGUACAACAAUACGCAGCUGCAACUGACUUUUCCCAGGUAUAUGAUGUAUGGCUCGCAGCCCUGCCCAGUUACAGAGUAUCUGCAGACAAUUUAACUGAAGCGAUAACGCCUCCGCCUCAUGUUCUUCCAGUCGAAUCACACCAUCUCGUUGCUAGGACAAGCUACCCGGAGUCCAAAGUCGUUGGAUUUUGCCUCCUCUUCGUAGCCGCCCAGCAGGAUACUGUCUGUGUCCAACUUGCAGCACUUGCGGUUGAUCCGAAAUUACAGGGUCGGGGAGUGGGGACUGCCUUACUUGCAGAGUGUCGGGCUUGGAUGGAGAAAACAUUCAAGAAAUCCCGUCUAGAACUGGGAAGCACAUUCCCACGUUUCUGGCCUGGGCUUCCCAUUGACCUGCCGACGGAGGUCCAGGAAUUCUUUGUCCAUCGGGGAUUCCAGCUAAACCCCCCAGUCCCGCGGUCUGUUGAUCUCUAUCAAGACAUCAAAGAAUUCCAAAGCCCAGAGCUGUACGUCACUCGAGCUAAGGAGCGAGGUUAUACCUUCCGUCCUCUAGAAACUGCCGACUACCAAGAAUGUCUUGUUGGCCAGGAGAAGAACUUCUCAUAUAACCAAGCCUGGGUUCAGAUGUUCCAUAAACUUGACCCUAGCAAAUACCCGUCUAGUGUGAUGACCGCAUUUGACCCCAACGGGAAGCAAGUGGGCUGGACACUAAUGCUUUCCCAUGAGUCUCCUAUGCUCAAGCCGCAUUGGGCAUUCCCUUCUCUCUGUGGGCCCAAGACCGGCCUCAUCGGUUGUGUCGGUGUCGACGCAGAUUAUCGCAAGGAGGGAGUUGGGCUUGCCUUACUCUGCCAUGCGAUCGAAGAUAUGAAGCAGAGAGGAGUUGAAGGAGUUUUUGUUGACUGGGUGAGCCUCGAAGGAUGGUAUGAGAAGCUCGGGUUCAAGGUUUGGUGGAGUUGCCGAACGGGGGCGAUGCAACUUGACGCUUGA
Aspergillus oryzae RIB40 is the source of this 2226-nucleotide messenger RNA. Its product is annotated as putative beta-N-acetylglucosaminidase. The transcript is spliced from 2 exons. The record is from RefSeq and is a predicted model, not a curated record. Gene Ontology annotation, molecular function: acyltransferase activity, transferring groups other than amino-acyl groups; hydrolase activity, hydrolyzing O-glycosyl compounds. NCBI's taxonomy places the organism in Eukaryota, Fungi, Ascomycota, Eurotiomycetes, Eurotiales, Aspergillaceae. The coding region runs from base 1 to 2226 and encodes 741 amino acids. Gene Ontology annotation, biological process: peptidoglycan turnover; carbohydrate metabolic process.